Molecule: messenger RNA, 900 nt
Organism: Meloidogyne enterolobii
Lineage: Eukaryota; Metazoa; Nematoda; Chromadorea; Rhabditida; Meloidogynidae
Source: the annotation of a GenBank genome assembly
AUGAUUGAAUCAAAUUUCAAUUUAAACGCCAAAGAAGCCGUAGAAUGUUCUUUUAACUCCAAAGAAUGGUCAAGACUUCGUAAUGUUACAUGUUCAUAUUUGUCAUUAAAAAAUAAAAUAAAUUUAUAUACAAAUCAACUAGAACAAGUUCUUUCUGAAGCUUCUACUUACAGAGAUUAUGCCUCCCAAAUUCAAAAUUUCAAUGUUAAAGUAUCUCUCUUAAAUAAAAGAACAGUUUUGCUUCGUAAUUCAAUCCAAACAUUAAAUUUUAAAAUAAAUUCUAUCGACAAAGAAAAAGCGGAUGAAGACGAACAAAAAAUGUUAUUGACUUCAAAAAUUGAAAAUUUUGUUAAUAUUGAAGAAAAUUUAAUUAUUGACAGAAAACAACUUUUACGGCUUCGAAACCAAAUAAUUUUUCGACGACGUUUUCUUUUGAGAGAACUCAGUCAAAUAUUUUUCCCUAAAGGACGUGAAUCACGUCCUGCACUUAAGAAAAAUUGUUUUUGUUUAAAAUUUGAUUUGAUUAGAAGAUUGCAUUUGCCAAAUGUUGCUGCCUGUUUUGGACAUAAUGCUUCUGAAUUGUGUGCUGCUACAAGCUUUGUUGUCCAUUUAUUAAAUUGUACAAGUUUUAUUCUUUCUCAUCCAUUGAAGCAUUAUAUAUUUUUUAAUGGAUCCCGAUCAUAUUUACAAACUCGGAAUAAACUCGAAAGUUUUGACUUAUUUACUUCCACAUCAACAAAAAUAAUAACUAACCGCGACCAUUUUGAUUUUGCUUUAUAUUUAUUGUGUGAAAUAAUUGUGCAAUUACGUUCUGAUUGUUUAAUUAGAACAUCAGAAUUGGAUAGACCUAUUUAUUUAUUAAAUCAAUUAAUUAAUUCUUUUAUUGGAAUACACAGGUAA